This is a messenger RNA of Triticum aestivum (bread wheat), 1082 nucleotides long. Its product is annotated as chaperone protein DnaJ. NCBI's taxonomy places the organism in Eukaryota, Viridiplantae, Streptophyta, Magnoliopsida, Poales, Poaceae. The record is from RefSeq and is a predicted model, not a curated record. The transcript has 5 exons. The coding region runs from base 360 to 746 and encodes 128 amino acids.
UGACAUCGACAUCGGCAUCGGCCGGCCAUCGGGAGAAAAUAUCGCCUGGGGGCCGGACGUACUACUGCGGCUGCGGCUGCCGCUAGCUAAUCUAGCCUAGCCUAGCUACCACUAAGUUGCUGCUCAUGUCUAGUUGGGCUGCCCGGUUGCUGGUGCAAGCGAGGAGGCGGACAUAGACAUACAUCCCCCCGGCCUCCUGUCCUGUCCAGCCUAUAAGUAGGCGGCCAUGCGGUAGCUGCGGCAGACAAGCAUUCGAGAGAGAAGAAGCGACUGAUCAGCAUCCAAGGUCGUUGGUUGGUUGCAAUGGCCGGCUGCGGAGGUGGCCUGUACGCCGACGCGGAGCCUACAGGAAGCUCGCCAUGGAAUGGCACCCUGACAAGUGCGCCAGCGGCAGCUCCGGGUCCGGGGGCGCGGAGGCCGCCAAGGCCAGGUUCCACAAGAUCCAGGCAGCCUACGCAGUUCUGUCGGACCCCAACAAGCGUAUCCUCUACGACGUCGGAGCCUACGACAGCGACGCCGACGAUGAGGGUGCAGGAGACAUACUGGGAGACAUCCUGGAGGCCAUGAACCACACACCCCCACACCAGCAGCAGCAGCAGGAAGACGGCGAGGGCGAGAGCUUGGAGGAUCUGCACAAGCAGUUCGAGGAGCUCUUCCUCAAGCCCGACGCCUACUUCUCCAAGUCGCCGCCGCCCUCCUCCUCCUCCUCCUCCUCCUCCAAUACAAGGGCCGCCGGCAGGAAGUAGGCUCCCAAGAUGAAUGAAUCAUCUUCAUACGUGCAAGAUCAUUGUCUUGUGUUGCCUAGCUAGCUAAACUCACAAAACUCACCCAGAUGAUAAGUUGCUAGCCAUCCACGGAGAAACAACGAAAUCACCCAAAUUAAUGUUGAAUGUUCAGCUAGCAUGUAGAUGUAGUAUAGCCUAGUCACUAAAUGAAGAAUUUAUUUAGGCCUAGUCAUCCUCACCUGCCUAGUGGCAUGCGGAUGAGACCUGUCGCCAUCGCGUGGAAUUUUCCACCUUGUGAUUGUGAUUUGUACGACUACUAUGCGUGAAUUCAAUAUCAUAUGUGACAUCUUUUCAAAA